Messenger RNA from Galleria mellonella (greater wax moth), 1593 nucleotides. RefSeq names its product allantoinase. The coding region runs from base 68 to 1471 and encodes 467 amino acids. Gene Ontology annotation, molecular function: zinc ion binding; allantoinase activity; cobalt ion binding. The record is from RefSeq and is a predicted model, not a curated record. The transcript is spliced from 10 exons. Gene Ontology annotation, cellular component: cytoplasm. Gene Ontology annotation, biological process: allantoin catabolic process; purine nucleobase catabolic process. Lineage: Eukaryota; Metazoa; Arthropoda; Insecta; Lepidoptera; Pyralidae.
CGAGUAAAAUACAUUUAUAUAAGACGUUUAUUUUGCUCUAAUUUUUUUUUAAUAAUAUUUAUUUAAUAUGGCGCCGGAUAAUCGUCAGUUAUUUCUAAGUAAGCGUGUAGUUACUGAAAACAAGAUUUUUGACGGUGGCAUUCUAGUUAAAGAUGGUGUGAUAGAACAACUUCUUACAAGACAAGAAGCCAAUAAUUUCGUCACUGAAAACGAUGGCAAAGUUGAGGUGAUUGACGGCGGUGAAUUAGCUUUACUUGCUGGCGUAGUCGACUCACACGUGCACGUGAACGAACCCGGUCGUACAGCAUGGGAAGGAUUUCGUACCGCAACAAGUGCUGCAGCCGCUGGAGGCAUCACCACCAUUGUUGACAUGCCACUGAAUUCAAUACCACCAACUACAACUUUAAAAAAUCUGAAUACGAAAGCAUCAUCAGCUGUUGGAAAUGUGUUCGUAGAUGUCGCUUUCUGGGGAGGAAUUAUUGUAGGAAAUCAGAAUUCGCUUCAAGACAUGGUAAAGGCUGGAGUGGUUGGAUUUAAGUGUUUCCUUUGUCCUAGCGGUGUCGAAGAAUUUCCAAAUGUGGACGCUCGAGACCUUGAACUUGCUUUUGUGGCACUCGAAGGGACAGGAUCAGUGUUAGCAUUUCAUGCAGAAAUUGAAGAAGACAAUGCUACUAUAAAAAAUAAAAUUAAAAAGAAAGAUCCAGAGGAAUAUACAACUUAUUUGGAGUCGCGGCCACCGUCUAUGGAGUUAAAUGCCAUAUCACUAGUUAAAAGUUUUGUUGAAAAGACCGAUGUGCGAGUGCACAUAGUCCACGUAUCUUCAGCGAAUGUAGUACCGUUGUUAGAGGAAGCACGGCGGAUAAGGUUAGCUGCUGGAAACAAAUCCUGGCGAGGAGGCGUCACCGCAGAGACUUGCCAUCAUUACCUGACGCUUAGUGCCGAUCAAGUCCCACGAGGUUGCAGCGAAUACAAGUGUGCACCACCUAUCAGGGACCGUGACAAUAAGGAGAGGUUAUGGAAAUAUUUAUUAGAAGACAAACUGGAUAUGGUGGUGUCUGAUCAUUCGCCUUGCACUCCCGAUCUCAAGUGCAGUAACAAUUUGGAAGCGUGGGGUGGAAUUUCUUCUGUGCAAUUUGGUUUAUCUUUAUUCUGGACAAACGCAAGUGCCCGUGGUUUGGAUCUACGAAGUAUCAGCAAAUAUUUGAGUUCUAGUACGGCUCUUCUUUGCGGUAUACAGGACCGUAAAGGAGCAAUAAAGCCAGGUCUGGAUGCUGAUCUGGUGUUCUUUGAUCCUGAUUCUACAUUUACAGUGACUUCAGAGAUUAUAAGACACAAAAAUAAGCUAACGCCAUAUUUGGGCAAAGAACUGCAGGGUGUGGUAAAGCAGACUUACCUCCGCGGGCAGCUAAUAUACGAUGGGUCAGAUAUACUGGGAGAACCUAAAGGAAACUUAUUGUUAAAUAGUUAUUAAUAUUUACAAUACACUUAUCUCCAAAUAGCUAAUAAUGCCCAAUGAGGUUAUAAUAAUAUAUUACCUAAACGUAUAUAAAAAUAUUAUGAUUUUUUAAAAAGGAUUACAUAAUUUUUGUCACA